AUACGGCACGUUGCUUUUCGUGCAUGUCGCGACUAUACGAAUCAGUUUGGCCGGCGCUUUCUGCCAUCUACAGGAGGCCGAAGAAUUUCACGGAUAGAUGUAAUGAUGAAGAUCUCGAUCCCCGACACGUCCCUUUCACUUACUGCCCAACAAUCUGCAUACGAAUGUGGGAAGAGCCUACAGUUGCUGGUUGCUAACU
Molecule: messenger RNA, 199 nt
Organism: Gongylonema pulchrum
Lineage: Eukaryota; Metazoa; Nematoda; Chromadorea; Rhabditida; Gongylonematidae
Source: the annotation of a GenBank genome assembly